CUCAUCGAGACGUUCAGACCGGGAGUGAUGGAGAGACUGGGUUUGGGUCCCGAAGUCUUAACGGCUGCCAACGAACGGCUCGUUUAUAUGCGGAUAUCAGGCUUCGGACAAACCGGGUAUUUGUCUCAAAAAGCUGGACAUGACAUCAACUACUUGGCCAUCACUGGUAUACUGUCAAAGUUAGGCAAACGCGACCUACCGGUGCCGCCCAUUAACGUAUUGGGUGACUACGGGGGCGGAGGUUUGAUGGCAGCGCUCGGCGUAAUACUGGCGCUGUUUGAGAGGACUAAGUCAGGAAGAGGUCAAGUGAUUGACUGCAACCUGACUGAAGGCACGUCAUACCUGUGCUCCUGGCUCUGGGAGUCCACUGAAGACAAUUGGUUUAUGCGGGACAUAGUGUGGCCCAGACGUGACCAACGCAUGAGUAAUAUGUUGGACGGCGGCGCCCCCUUCUACCGGUGCUAUAGGACUCAGGACAACAAGUUCAUGGCAGUGGCCGCUCAGGAGUGGAAGUUCUACCAGUUAUUGGUCGAGAUGUUAGGCCUUUCUAUUGAGGAGUGCGAUAGAAAUGAGACCGAAAAUUGGGACCAAUUGUCGGAAAAGUUUGCCAGAGUUUUCGCCACAAAAACACAGAAAGAGUGGACAGAAAUGUUUGAUAAAGUGGACGCCUGUGUGACCCCAGUUUUGGACUUCAAAGACGCCCACCACUACAGACAUAAUAUCGACCGAAACUCGUAUUUCCCGAACGGAAGGCCCAAACCGGCGCCCAUUCUGUCCCGAACUCCGGCCAAAGCCGUGGCCUAUGAUAACGAAGAGACCGAUUGUUUGCAUACAAAACAAAUACUUUUGAAAUAUGGAUAUUCUGAAGGAGUUAUCAAACAAUUGAUUGCAAACAAAGUGAUUGAAGCCGAGACUCAUAUCUCAAAACUUUAA
Molecule: messenger RNA, 933 nt
Organism: Oppiella nova
Lineage: Eukaryota; Metazoa; Arthropoda; Arachnida; Sarcoptiformes; Oppiidae
Source: the annotation of a GenBank genome assembly